AUGGAGGACAGCGGCGUCGCGGCGGCCUACGGGGAUGGGCUCGGCGCCCCGCCGGCGCCGCUCGCCUCCCCCUGCAGCCUCAGCUCCUCGCUGUGCUUUAGCGCGGGCGAGCGCGGUGCGCAGCCCCAGCCCCACGGCGCCGAGGACGGCGCCGGCCACGUGGUGGAGAGCCAGUGGGACAUCAACAGCACGGCCACCGAGGCGUCUGAGGCGUCGGAUGUCGGCAAUGGCGAUGGGGACGAGUCGGCGCCGCCCGGCCCACAGCGCCCGCCGUGCGAGGAGCCCGACCUGGUGAUCGAGGUGUCGGGGCGGCGCAUCCGCGCGCACAAGGCGGUGCUGGCGGCCAAGAGCGACUACUUCCGCGCGCGCGCCUCGCGGGACAUCCUGCGCGUGAAGGGCGUGAGCUACGCGGCGCUGCGCCUCCUCAUCGACUACGUGUACACGGCGCGCAUGGGCGACGUGCGCCACGACAACCUGGCCGAGGUGGUGAGCGGCGCGCGGGUGCUGCAGAUGCCCUGCGCGCUGCACUGCGCCGCCGAGGCCAUGCGCGCCCAACUGCGCCUCGACAACUGCUACCAGCUGCUCUGCCUGGCCAAGAAGCAGCGGCUGGCGGAGCUGCGCGAGGCCGCCUACCGCUUCAUGAGCGACCGCUACCUGGAGGUGCUGCGCGAGCCCGGCGUCUACGGCCGCCUGAGCGGCGCCGAGCGCGACCUCAUCCUGCGGCGGCGCCUCGAGGCCGGGCGCCGCUGCCUGCUCGUGGCCGAGGUGAGCGACGCCUUCGAGCGGCCCGGCGGCGGCAGCCGCCCGCAGAGCCGCGAGAGCAGCCGCCCGCAGAGCCCGUCCUCGGUGGCCUCGCUCGAGGACRGCGGCGCCCUCGUGCACUGCUACCAGGAGGCCAGCCGCGAGUGGCGGGUGCUCACGCGCCUGCCCGAGGAGGCCAACGCCAAGGGCUGCGCCAUGUGCGUCCUCCACAACUACCUCUUCCUGGCUGGCGGCAUCGCGGCGGGGCCGGCGGGCGGCGAGCCCCGUGCCCGCCUCUCCGACAAGGUCUUCUGCUACAACCCCCUCACYGACACGUGGAGCCAGGUGCGCUCGCUGGCGCAGCCCCGCUCGCAGCUCAAGCUGCUGGCCCUGGACGGCUAUUUAUACGCCGUGGGCGGCGAGUGCCUCUUCACCGUGGAGAGGUACGACCCGCGGGCCGACCGCUGGAGCCCUGUGGCGCCCCUGCCCAAGGGUGCCUUCGCUGUGGCCCACGAGGCCACCACCUGCAAYGGCGAGAUCUACGUGUCCGGUGGRUCCCUCUUCUACCGCCUGCUCAAGUACGACCCCAAGCGUGACGAGUGGCAGGAGUGCCCCUACAACAGCAGCCGCCGCCGCUCCGCCGACAUGGUGGCCUUCAAGAACUUCAUCUACCGCUUCGACGUGAGCAGCGGCCGCGGUGGCGAGCAGGGCCCGAGCGGUGGGAGCGCCGGCGGCGUUGAAGUCUUCCGCUACAACACGGUGGCCAAGUGCUGGAGCCAGUGUGCCAGCCUGCGGCCCAGCGGCGGCCCCGUGCAGCCCUUCCGCUGCGCUGCCUUGGGCAACACCAUCUACUGUGUCAACCGGACCGGCACCCUGUGCUUCAGCCUGGCCCAGGACGGCGAGGUGGAAGCGGAUGGUGGGCUCAAGGGCACCUUCGACAGGGAGCUUCUCAAAGCCCCCUUAGAUGCCAGGGGCGUCCUCCUCCCGUUUGUGCUCACCCUGCCAGAAAAGCCGGACAAAGCUGGGGACCCGGAGGGCUCCCUUACACUGUGAGGUGACCACCUUGGCUCGUGCCUCCUUGGCAGGGCGCUGGGUUGUGGCUGUGGGGACCCACAAACUCCCUGCCACAGAGGGGACCCUUGGGGAUGUUGGCAGAGAGAAGGGUCUCCCCCUUUGCUCCUCUCCUCUCCCAAGAUGUUGGUCUGGAGCCACUUUGUGGUUGUAACUCUUCUCGCAUUUGCUGGGUUGUGUUUGAAAAGCCAAGCAAAUGAAAGGAAAAGCUGCUAUAAAGGAUCAUCUCUGGAUUAUGUUUGUGCCAAUUCCCAUACUAAAGAGAACUUUUUUACACCUGAAUUUCUAAAAAUUCCUGACAACAGUGUCAUAACGGGACGUCACAGGUAGUGUUGGUCGCACAUACAUGCCUAGUUGCAACCUGGGCAGGAGCCUUUUCUGCCAUUCAUUCUCUCCCCUGGAUGAUACCGAGUGAUGAAAAGUGCUAGCAGUGCAGUUUAACUGAAAUUGGUUCUAUGUUAAGCCAACAGCACUGUGUUAGAAAGGUGUAGGAAGAUUAUCAGAAUUGCAGCCUUUCAUUUUUUUGUGCAAUAGAUUCUUUAAGGAAGACGUGACACUGUGGUCCCAGGAAUUUCAGCCUCAAUGAGUGAUUUAACAAAUAUCAGACUUAAGAGUUUAAAGCAACACAAAUGUGUGCCACAUGUUCAUAUUUGGCAUACAAUAAAAUAAUAAAAAAGGCAAGUUAUCUAUUUAAAAUAUGGAAGCUGUAACAGAUAGGAAGUGUUCAUAUGUUCUUUCCUGAAAAAGGUGAUGAUUUCUGUAUAAAAAGACAAUGUUUAUUUUUUUUUUUAUCAGAGGUUUUAAAUUAUAACAAAAAUGAACCGAGGCUGUUCAGAGUGCAGCAGAUUUACAUGACACCAUGUAUGUCACUAGAGCUGGGGAAAGUAUUUUGUAGUUCCACUGCUCUUUAAUUAACUGCAGGUCAAGGAAAUUAACCUAAACCAAAUGUAAAUUCUUUGCAGUUGACUGCAGACAGCAUAAAUCUUUCACUGUAUGUUCAGUAUCCAGUGGCAAGAGACUUUUCCAACUUAGUUAAGACCAUCUGAGGAGGACGUGGCAAACAGGAAUGUGCUAUACAUGUUGAUUAUAUUGUACACGAGCAUGAUGUUGUUCCCCUGUCUUUUGAUUGAGAGAUUGCUUUAUUUAUUUCGACCUAAUGAUUGCUGUAAUUAAUAAGUACUCGUCAAUUACAGUACCUGCUGAUGACAUACGCUGUCAUUUGGAUUUUGAAACUUCAGAGCAUGUUGUGGAUGGAGCAGCAUCCGAACAAGAUGAAACGAUACAAAGGCUCUUCCUGCCUGUGGGAAGCUGGAGGAUAAUUUUUGUCAAGUUACUCAGAACUGGAAAAGCGCAAGCUGUCCUCACAGGCAUCCUAUAUUAAAAAGGGCACUUGCAUUUAUUUUAUAUGUUUUAUAUAUAAAAAAGAAAUCAGUAGACAAGGCAAAUGUUUUAGCUUUACAGUAAAUCACUGAGAAACCUUUUUUCUUAAAACAGAAGCAGUGUUUUUACUAUUCGUAAUUCAGCCUGGAAUUGGCAUGAACUAUGGAAGGGAAUUGUUUAUACUCAAAAUUCUGGUAUAGAUUCAUAGUCUAGAAAGACUUAGGGUCCUUACAUCAAAGAACAGCAGUUCUUUUUAUGUUUU
This is a messenger RNA of Nothoprocta perdicaria, 3454 nucleotides long. RefSeq names its product kelch repeat and BTB domain containing 11 (gene KBTBD11). Gene Ontology annotation, molecular function: protein binding. The transcript has a single exon. The coding region runs from base 1 to 1794 and encodes 597 amino acids. The record is from RefSeq and is a predicted model, not a curated record. NCBI's taxonomy places the organism in Eukaryota, Metazoa, Chordata, Aves, Tinamiformes, Tinamidae.